AUGGUGUGCUGGUUCUUUUUCGUUCUCCCGUUCCUGGCUUCUGGAAGCCCAUCCCUUCGAGGCGACGGUGGAAGCGUCUAUGUGGACUCUGUGCAAUGCACCGGCAGCGGCACGUUGCCCACGCAGCCUGUGUGCUUCAGCGGCAGCGUCUUGUUGGAGACCUUUGACAUUGAGGUGGUCAGCUAUGAUGGGAAGGUCGGAACUGUGAACCUGAAGGCCGAAGGCUCUCAGAGUGCGCAGUGUGAUGGCGCGCAGUUCGAGAAUCAGGAGAAUGCUAUCACCAUCGAGAAUGAUCAGGGCUGCGGUCUCAGCAAGUACGACUACACGGUGAGGUACUGCCCGGACCAGGACUCGCUGAUCGUGAACCUCAUGAAGCCCUUCAAUGUAAGGGUCGUGCUGAACAGCAAGUUGUGCCCUGCUGGGGAGGUUUGA
Cladocopium goreaui is the source of this 432-nucleotide messenger RNA. NCBI's taxonomy places the organism in Eukaryota, Dinophyceae, Suessiales, Symbiodiniaceae. The record is from the annotation of a GenBank genome assembly.